This is a messenger RNA of Ictalurus punctatus (channel catfish), 4255 nucleotides long. RefSeq names its product leucine rich repeat containing 32 (gene lrrc32). Bases 144 to 2015 code for a protein of 623 amino acids. The record is from RefSeq and is a predicted model, not a curated record. Gene Ontology annotation, molecular function: protein binding. The transcript is spliced from 3 exons. Lineage: Eukaryota; Metazoa; Chordata; Actinopteri; Siluriformes; Ictaluridae.
GAGAGAGGGAGGGAGAGAAGGGAGGGGAGAGGAAAGAACAGGGAAUGGAACAGCUGUACUGUGUCAGUAGUGCUGGACUGAGAGGCUGCAGGCAGCAUGAGCAUGAGCAUGUCUGACACUCUCUUCAAGAGAUAGCAGCAAAGAUGCAGUCACUUCUAAGCAUGAUGAGCACCCAGGUGUGGUUCCUCUUCUUCAGUGUGAAUUUACUCUCACUACAAAUCUCACUCUGCCAAGAGCUCCAGAGUGAAACUGACCCCAGCAAUCAGAGCUUGAACAGUACACCACUCACUGUCAACCAUACACUCAAUCUUUCUCGCAAACUCCUCCAAUUUAUCCAGUCAGAUCUCAAGAACAUGACUCACCUGAAAGCUCUGGAUGCAGUUCUGAAAAAGUAUGUGGGGCCACUCUCUACAGUCCAGAAACUUGACCUGUCUGGAAAUGGCCUAUAUACAGACAUGAUUGACUAUCUUCUGAGAGAUGCUCCUGCUCUUACCAACCUCUCUUUAAAUGAAAAUAGCAUAACAAAAAUAGGCAAUGCUACCUUUAGUGGUUCCCUAUCACUAAGAAACAUUGAUUUACAUAACAAUGUCAUUCUAGAGAUUGAGGAGGGCACAUUUGAUUCUCUGCUCAAUCUCACUGAGCUGGAUUUAUCAGUGAAUUCAAUCUCAUGCAUUACUGACUUUAACCUGUUCCAGCUGAGAUCAUUAAACCUGAGCAAAAAUAGCAUGACCUCCUUCCAAAGCAUUGACUCAAACCAAGCGUUUGAGUUGCUCUACCUGGACCUGAGGGAGAACAAGAUGCACUACUUUCCUGUCCUGCCAAGGAGGAACAAGAUCAUCUAUCUAGACAUUUCACGGAACCAACUGCAUAGCCUGAACAGCACAGGUCCAGAUGAUGAGCUUCAGUAUCUGAGGGACAUAGAAGAACUGACUCUUUUUCCACUCCACAGCAGCAAAACCCACCAGUUGCUUCCCAAACUUCUGUACUUAGACCUGAGCUAUAACCAGCUCAAGGCAGUGCCUCCUGAUUUCUUCUCCAGUUUGGAGGCUCUGGAUACCCUGAACAUGAGCAAUAACUGUCUAGACAACUUCAUGAUGGACACUGGGAGUCCUCUGAAUGCAUUGAAGACCCUUGACCUGAGCUACAACAACCUGCAGAACCUGACCUUUAUGGAAAACACGCUGCAGGCACUGGAGACACUUUACCUGCAGGGCAACAUUCUCACGAUGUUGGACUCUGGAAUCUUUCAUUUACCCAGCAUCACCAACCUGCAUCUUCAGUUUAAUGGGCUGAGCAUCUGUGGUCCACAGCAAAACCAAACCAGUGGCUGUGUCGCUCUCUUCUCUAUCCCUACCCUGCGAUACCUUUACCUAUCUGAGAACAAAUUGACUUCCUUGCCUGCACAUGCAUUUCAGGAAACCCCAUUACUCAUCCUGGACCUAUCACUGAACCCUAACAUGAAAAUCAGUGAACAGGCCUUUUCAGGCUUAGAGCGGUCCCUCACCCACCUGUACUUGAGAGGAAACCAGCUUGAAAAGCAUAGCAUCAGCCUCUUAUCAACUCUACACAGCUUGAAGGUUCUGGAUUUGCCCAAUAACCAGUUAGAUGGCCUGUUUCUGGGUAGCAGAGACUCUUCCAUUGAGAUUCUGAAUCUGCAGAACAACAAAAUCAAGAUCCUAGACAUUUCCACAGUAUUGGCACUAGAGAAGACAAUCAGAACUCUCUAUCUUGCCUCAAAUCCACUCAUUUGCUGUGAAAACUUGCAUUUGAUCAGAUUGGUGCAACAGGCCCAUGUGGACAUUGACAAUGCCAUGUGCAAAUACACAGGGGAUGCUGGGUAUGGUACCAUCAACCUCAGAGACGUGAAAUCUGAACACUGUGAAACUCUGAACAGCAAAGUGUUUGUAAUUGCCAUGAUUGCUGUACUAGUCUUGGGGCUAAUGAUUGUUUUGCUGGUGGCCAUAAAGUUGUGCCACUCAAGGAGUUACAAAUUCAGCAACAGUUACAAGGCUUAAAAUAUUAUAGAAAGGAAACCAAGAAAAUUAUGUUAAGGUUGUCAGAUGUAAGGUAUUGACCCACAAGACAAAAUCUUUCAUCUGAAUGACAGUUAAACAGUUCACCUCCAUCAGGUAGAAUAGCCCAAUUAUAAAGAAUGGGGAGCCAGAUAUAUGCUGAAUAACCUUACAUGGAAGCAAGGACUGAUGAAAAUGUGACUGGUAUCACAUGAGUUCAGCAGAAGGUCCCUCCGCAGUGAGGUACUGAAAAUAUGUGUGAUGGGGAAAUGGCUAAAAUGGUUGUGCCAGGUUGAAACACUAGGGACUAUGUUAAGGCUGUUAACAGAAAUGUGCAAUGUUACAGCAAAACAGAGAAUCAAAAUUGACUAGACACAUAAGCCCGAUAUAAUUGCCUAAAGAAGAAGGUUUCUAUAUAAGAGGAGGGGCAUGAGGAUCAGCACAAUUAAGUAAGAAACCACCACUUAAUGAAACAAUGACAGGAAAUAUGAAGGACCAACAUUAUAAGUGUGACUUGGCUUUGCACAUCUGGCGACGAUGUCCUUAUUAUAAUGUCAGUACUGUCAUUUUGGAUGGUCACUACAUUUCCCCAGAAAACUAUUCUUUUGCACUUUAAAGACUGUGAUAUAUGAAUAUGAAAGAUGUGUGAAAUGCAAUAUGUACAUAUAACAAAACCCAUCAAACACUAAAAAGGUUGUACCUACUACAGUUCUACAUAGGGGUAUAGAAUAAAGCGAGAUUUAAAACUUAAUAAGAUCCACACCAUUCACAUUUUAAUUGAUUGGAGUUAUUCAUUUCAAUUCAAUUCAGCUUUAAUUGUAUAGCACUUUUAACAACAGACAUUGUCCCAAAGCAGCUUUACAGAAAUAUAUACAUUCAGGAUAUAGAUUUUAAACAGAUGAAUUUAUCCCUAAUGAGGAGCCAGAGGUGAUGGUGGCAAGGAUAGAUUACUAGGUAUGCUUAUUGUCCCAUAAUGGUUAACGACAAUGUCCUUUGAGUGAGUGCAAACAGGGACUGUGUCAAGACUAGCUAUGACACCAUAACUAAAAGGGAGAGCCAGAAGGUAACACAGACAUUAGGGUGCCCUGGGACAUAAGGCGUUCAGCCACUCAACCAUCAACAAACCUGAGUGAAUGUGUGAAAGUUGGGGAGCGACAGCAUCCAAACAUCCCAGCUCACUACAACACUCUGUGCCCAUGAGCGCUGUAGAUCUGCUCCUUUACCUAAGAAAAAAAUUCACAAAAAGCAUGACUAAACAAAUAUAUUUUCAGCGUAGACUUAAACACUGAGACUGUGUCCCGAACACUAGUUAUCUAAAGUUAACUAGCUAAACCCUAUCUUCAUCCUUAAGGCUAGUAGCAUUGAUGACUUUAGUGAAUUUAUAACUUUAACAAAGCCUUAGGUUGACUCCCUAAGAAGCAAAUCUAGCUUUGUAAAAUGCUCCUCUGGUAUGAUUUGAAGGGCAGUGGCAUUUGUGUCAUGGGACCAGACAGAGACCAUGUGAAGUGUGGGUGUGUGAGAGAUAUGAUUUAACCGAGCCACAGCAGAGGAAAUGUUGCUGUCCGGACACCUGCAGUAAAACUACAGCAUGUUUUCACAGCUUUAGGGCUGCCACAGUUACCUUUCCUGUUAUUGAUUUGGUCUUCACAGCUCUGAAUCCGAAUAAGGUGUCUUGGUUACUUAGCCUAAAUGUAGCUGUUUGCUGAUGGAAAAUAGUCAUUUUAUUUGCAUUUUCAAAAAUCUAAAGGAUGUAUAAUAUUCCUUCAAGGUAUCUGAGUAUCAGAUUUAAUGUAGCAUCAGUAUUCAUUGAGCUUAUUUUAUUAAUAGAUUUCAGGGUAGAAGCAGUGUAAACUUGCUGUCUAAACCAGGACCUGGCAUGACUGAAAUAGACAGGAGGAAAUCCCUGUGUGUUUGAGUGUGUCAUCUCUUUGUGUAUAAAUAGAAGCUCAUUUCAUAGCUUGUUGACGCUGUAAUGAUAAGAUAUUUCCUCUUAUGUAUUUCAUGGUCACUACCACUUCUUGUUUAACAUCCCACGCAAGCUGCACCAGCCGAAACUAGCAGUGAUCACAUACACACACCUACACACUGCUCUGUUCAGACUGAGUCUCCUGUUUUGUUCCACUAAAUAUUUAUUCUUUAUAAAGGAAUUCUAAAAAAACAAAAACAAAUGUAUGAUGAAUGUAAAUGAACAGAUGUAUAUUUAUAAAUAUCCCUAUUUUGUUAAAUAAAUGAUCUGUGCAUAA